Molecule: messenger RNA, 2658 nt
Organism: Colletotrichum godetiae
Lineage: Eukaryota; Fungi; Ascomycota; Sordariomycetes; Glomerellales; Glomerellaceae
Exons: 2
Coding region: 1-2658 (885 amino acids)
Cellular component (GO): nucleus
Molecular function (GO): DNA binding
Source: RefSeq, a predicted model, not a curated record
AUGCGCCCGCGCAAGGAGGCCGAGAAGAGUGAAAAGACCGAGAAGAAGGCCUCUCGAAGCAAAUCAGAGCGUAGCAGCAGGACAGACAGAGAAAAGGGAGACAGGGAACACCGAUCCCACCGCGUGAGCUCCCGCUCCUCAAAAUCGAAAAUCGCCGACGGCAGCGGCCUCGGCAGUGAUCUCCAUUCCCACUCCCACCGCCGUCACCGCACCCGCGAAGAACGAGACCGCGACCGAGAGAGAGACCGCGCCCACGAUCGCUCCUCUUCCAUGACCGACCUCAUUCCCGAAAUGUCUCGGACCUCGCUGACUGGUCCGGCGUCGACUGACCGCAUCUCCCUUCCCUACCCGACCUUCAGCAAGGCCCACAGCAAGGAAGCCGUCCGCAAUAGUCGCGAGGAUGUAUCAGGAUCAGGCGUCGGCGCCACAAGGAGGGCCGAUCCGUUCACUCCCGAAGCCACAGAUCUGGGCGACAGCGAGCUCAAGCGAUCUCAGAGCGUCGAUCACUCCGAGAAGCAGCGCAGAAGUUCGUCCAAGAAGGAGUCGAGGCCGCCUAGUCCGCCCGAGACCGACUUGUCGGGCAAGAGACGAUCCGCGACGCCCGAGGAGUCCUCAAAGAAGGUGCGCGAGGAGCAACGGGAUGACAGGCCGAGCUCGCGUCUUAGCGGUCUGUCGAGAUCCGGCUCCAGAGCCGACGAUAAGUCCCGGGUGAGCUUCAAGUCGAAGACUAGCAGUCAGGCAACGUACGUAAAGUCGCCGGCGUUUCCACUCGGUGUGCAGGAAAGCUUGAACAUCAAGCCGAGCACGUCCAGGUCUUCCUCGAAGCGAAGCUCUUCGAGCAAGAAAAGCCGGCGCCCAGAGUAUCACGAUGGCGACUCAUCUCCCGAAAGUCUGCAGGACUCAUCUCCUAGAACCCCCACGCAAGCACCGCCAUUCCCACCGCCUUUCGCUAUGAGCGACAAGCCCCCGGGGCCUCCUCCACAGGUCUACCCCGAAAACGACAUCACUCCAUCGGCCACUCCAAUGACUGAUAUGCCUCCUCCAACGGGGCCUCCCCCUCCCCCGCCACCACCUCCAGCGUUGGAUGUGCAGGAAGCACCACGGGUGGACUACCUCUUACAGAACGGCGGCCUGAUCCAGUCAAUUCCGAAAACGUUUCUCUCUGUUCUGCCUCGCCAGAAUGGCGCCCGGCCAUCUAACCCGCCCCUGGUUGGCCCGCAGACUCUAUUCGCACCCUUUUUCAACCUCCUGGACCAGUAUAACUCGGUUCUCAGCCGCAACGGCUCCGUAGCAGUUGCAACUGGUCAUCGAUCAGUAGCUCGCCGUCUUCUAGACCGCCUUGAAAACGUCUUUUCCAGAGAGCUUCCUGAGCAUGGAUGCACUUGUGUGGUAUGUGAAAGAGGCCCCGAUAUUCAACAUCGUGGCCUCGGCUGGGGAGAGGUCCUCGAAUGGGUUAGUGGUCGCAUUGAUCUUCCGCAGUGGCCGCCGUUUGAUCUGGCCAGCUUGGGAUCCAAUGCCGCCGAAGUGUCAGCAGAGCUGCCACCGCGGCCUGACUCGCCAGUCAAGAUCGAUCCUGAUAUUGCCGAGGAGUUCCGUGAGCACUAUCUCAGACAGUCUAAGAAAGUCAGGGGAGCCGUGGACAAGUGGCUUAACACCUGCGGCGAGACCACCGCGCCGCCGCCUCAAGAUGUAGACGACGAGACCCUCACGUUUGCCAUUCUCACGAACAUGGACCCUGAGGAUCAGCCGUAUUUUAACGCGAUUCUGGCUGGCUCUAACCACCCGAAGCCGGCAACAAGGGCUCCUACACCAUUGCAUCGCGCCCGCCCGGAUCUUCUUGUCCGAGCCGGCUUGGCUCUCCAACGUCUUUAUCGACUGCAACAAGUACCUCGAGACGCAGAGGUUGCCAUGUAUCUCGUCAAGAACCCCCACACCCACGACCUUCUUGUCACAAUGUCCGACAUCAACACGCAAGAAUGGGAGAUUUUGACUUCUGGACGAUUCGAUGGCUUCCUUUGGUCUGGGGCUGAUGGCGACGAUACUCCCACGGCCGAAUCCCGUGGUGCCACCCCUGCAAGUGGUUACUACCCCUCUCGGCCAGGGACCAUGAGCCCCAGUGUGCGAGGAACUCCGGGCUUCUCAGCAUCCCGCAACACUACACCAUUCUCUGCCUACUCACGCGGCGCUACCCCCGCGUCCUUUGUGAGCAAUGCAUCAUCCGCGGCGGCCAACAAGCAGGCAGUAUCACGAGACGAGGAGAUGGAGAUGGCUGUCUUGGCAGAGGUAGAGCGAGAAAUCUACCAGGGUAUGGAGGCGUUGGAGGAUGCGUUCGAAGCCCUUCACCUCAGGGCCGAAGUUGUCCGGACGGGGUUGCGCAACCGCGGAGCAGGAUUGAUGCAUAGCCUUCAAAGCCGCCGGCGGAUCGAUGUCCUGCCCAAUCCGAGCUCCGGUAACUCGCAGUCAUCAGGCUACGAGCGGCCCAGCUGGGCGCAAGGCGACUAUGACGCCAACAGCGACAGCGAAUGGGGAGGCGACGACUUUGAGCUGGCGCCCGACGAUUCGGCGAGUAACAUUAGCAGUUCACGCCAUCGACGACCCAAGAGACGCACAGAGCGACGGACACCGGCACCGAUUGAGGAAGAUGACGAGGAAAACUGA